Fibroporia radiculosa is the source of this 429-nucleotide messenger RNA. RefSeq lists its product as uncharacterized. Gene Ontology annotation, biological process: mRNA splicing, via spliceosome. The transcript is spliced from 6 exons. The record is from RefSeq and is a predicted model, not a curated record. NCBI's taxonomy places the organism in Eukaryota, Fungi, Basidiomycota, Agaricomycetes, Polyporales, Fibroporiaceae. Gene Ontology annotation, cellular component: U5 snRNP; spliceosomal complex; U4/U6 x U5 tri-snRNP complex. The coding region runs from base 1 to 429 and encodes 142 amino acids.
AUGUCUUAUUUCCUGCCGCAUUUGCCUUCUGGAUGGCAUGUUGAUGAAGCGAUCAAGUCUGAAGAAGAUCGCGUCGUGGUUCUCCGAUUCGGCCACGAUUGGGACAGCCAAUGCAUGACCAUGGACGAGACUCUCUACUCCGUCGCCGAGAAGGUACAGAAUUUUGCGGUUAUAUACCUUGUGGACAUCACGGAGGUGCCAGACUUUAAUAAGAUGUACGAGUUAUACGAUCCUUGUACCGUCAUGUUCUUCUACCGCAACAAGCACAUCAUGAUUGAUCUUGGGACUGGUAACAAUAAUAAGAUAAAUUGGGCAAUGGAUAAUAAACAAGAACUAAUUGACAUUGUUGAGACAGUAUACCGUGGUGCGUCUAAAGGUCGCGGUCUUGUCGUGUCGCCUAAAGAUUAUUCUACUCGUUACAGAUAUUAG